CCAAAUUCACAAACUCCUUAGUAUUGUGUCCCAUAUACACCUACUUGGGGAUUUUUGCCUACCGUGCACUUGAGAUGGCUUCCAAGGCUGCAUCAAUUGCUCUUCUCCUUAUUCUCAAUAUCCUUUUCUUCACUUUGGUCUCUUCCCAAUGCGCAUGCUCACCAUCACCCAAGCCACACAAGCCAAGCCGUAAGCCUACACCAUCACAUAAGCCUGGUACUGGUUCUGGUUCUGGUUCUGGUUCUGGUUCAGGCUCUGGUUCUGGUUCAGGAUCAGGAUCUGGUUCUGGGUCUGGGUCUGGUUCAGGCUCUGGUUCUGGUUCUGGGUCUGGUUCUGGUAAGGGAAGUUGCCCUAAGGAUGCCCUAAAGUUUGGUGUUUGUGCCAAUGUGCUGCAGAACUUGCUCAACAUAACUUUGGGAUCCCCACCCAAGACUCCAUGCUGUAGUCUCAUUCAGGGUUUGGUUGAUCUUGAGGCAGCUGUUUGCCUUUGCACAGCCCUUAAGGCCAAUAUCUUGGGCAUUAACCUGAACCUCCCUAUCUCUUUGAGCUUGCUAGUGAAUUACUGUGGAAAGAAGGUCCCAUCUAGCUUCCAGUGCUCUUAGGGGUGUACCACCUUUAUUGCUAUGUUCUCUUUCCAUUUUUAAGCCUUCUAUUCCUCCCUUGCUAUGUUUGGUUUUUUGGAGUAGUAGUUAUGAUAUGGUUUGAGGGAAUUGUUGCUUGUGCUCACUUUCCUCUUCAGCUUAUGUAGUCCUUUUUCUUCAAGUGACAAUAAAGUAAGUUGGGUUGUAACAACUUUUUCCAAUUGAAGUGAAUUUAUGUACUUUGUGGAA
This is a messenger RNA of Macadamia integrifolia, 830 nucleotides long. RefSeq names its product 14 kDa proline-rich protein DC2.15-like. The record is from RefSeq and is a predicted model, not a curated record. Bases 75 to 602 code for a protein of 175 amino acids. The transcript has a single exon. Lineage: Eukaryota; Viridiplantae; Streptophyta; Magnoliopsida; Proteales; Proteaceae.